Messenger RNA from Benincasa hispida (wax gourd), 1289 nucleotides. RefSeq names its product D-ribose-binding periplasmic protein. The record is from RefSeq and is a predicted model, not a curated record. NCBI's taxonomy places the organism in Eukaryota, Viridiplantae, Streptophyta, Magnoliopsida, Cucurbitales, Cucurbitaceae.
CAUCAUGUAAUGUAUAUAUCAAGACUUGAAGCUGUAUUUUCACCUUUGGCACCAGAUCCUCUGUUCCUCUACCCACCCAAUCAUAACUCACCACCUCAUAACUUGUUGGACAAUAUUGCCCCUCUUUAUCACCUGAGUGAGUUGCUCUUUUUACCCCCAAAGAUCUAUUAAACAGAUAAGAAUUUAAGGCUGCUGGUGAAUGAGUGUCUUUAAGUGGCUAUAAAAAAAGAUUGGUCCUCUCUCCACAGCCUCCCCUCUUGCUUGCUCAUUAUCCUCAUCUCCCACAAUUUCAUUAUCAUUAGAGAGAAAGAAAGUUUAACAGAGAGAUGGGAAAUUGUCAAGCCAUUGAUGCAGCAACACUUGUGAUACAACACCCAAGUGGGAAAGAAGACAAAUUGUAUUGGCCUGUGACUGCUAGAGAGAUCAUGAAGAUGAAUCCUGGUCAUUAUGUCGCUCUUCUCAUCUCCACCACCAUGUUUACACCAAAUGAAAGUAAUAAGAACAAUGAAACCACCAAUAAUUCGGUUCGUUUAACUCGAAUCAAGCUUCUCCGACCAGCUGACAUGCUUGUUCUUGGCCAAGUUUACAGGCUUAUCACUACUCAAGAAGUUAUGAAAGGUUUAUCAGCAAAGAAACAAGCAAAGGUUAAACAAAGUCAGUUAGAAGCAGCUGAUAAGCCAGAUAGAAGGAAAGAACGUACAACCAGAAGCUCAGAUGCAGCAGCAGCAGCUGGAAGAUCUGUAUCUGAAGAUCAUAUUCAGGCGACCAAACACGAGAAAAACAACCGACCAAGGACAAGUAGUACAUCGACAACCUCGACCAUAGCCAGAUCAAGAACAUGGCAACCUUCAUUACAUAGCAUCUCAGAAGCUGGAAGCUAAUCAUUUAUGUUUCCUAUUUCCCACAUGCUAUUGAAAGACAGGGUGGCACAGAUUGUCCUAAGGCUCUUUAAGCUUCUCCAAAUAGGGGGAAAAAAAAAGCAAAAAAGGAGAGAAAGGCCAAAUGAGCCUUUUAAUUCAAGAGAAGGAAUUCUUCACCAACACAUUACUGAUAAUGAUAUUAGAGUGGUGGCUAUAAAAGAGUUGUUUAAAACUUUUUUCUUCAAUCUUGGGGGAAAAGAGCACCAAAAACUGUUCAUAGGAAAGCAGGGUGGGUAUAUAGUGCAAGCCAGUUGAGCAAACAUCUUUGUAAAUUCAAAGUCUUUUUCAGUAAUGAGAUGGGACUUGAGCAAAAAAGAGAGCUUAGGUUUUUUUUUUUUUUUUUUGGUAAUUACCAUUCUGAUUCACUGA